Molecule: messenger RNA, 673 nt
Organism: Rhipicephalus sanguineus (brown dog tick)
Lineage: Eukaryota; Metazoa; Arthropoda; Arachnida; Ixodida; Ixodidae
Exons: 2
Coding region: 34-660 (208 amino acids)
Molecular function (GO): serine-type endopeptidase inhibitor activity
Source: RefSeq, a predicted model, not a curated record
UGUGUUGGCUACGUCUGCGACGGUGUCGGAACGAUGAGCAUUUUUCUCUCUCUAUAUCAUUCGCAGGCACGUCCCAUGUGCGGCGACGUCUUCUACACCGUCUGCCGCCCGAGCACCGAACGCGAGUUCCACUACAGGCGUUCGGUGAAUGCAUGCGUCGAGACGGCCGCUGACGUUGUGCACUCGUGCAACCGGGGAGUCAACAGGUUCGCCUCGCUCGCCCACUGUCGCCGAAGCUGCACGCAUGCGGGGCGUCGUCCUGCCAAGCAAUGCUUGGGCAAGCCGUUGCUCACAAGCUGUGCCAGGCAGGACGUUCUGUUCAGCUGGUGGGUCUUCGAGGGCCGCAGAUGCGUCCCUUGGAACUUCCCUUCGGGCGGAUGUCCCGCCAACGACAGCGCCGUCUUCCACACGGUACACGAAUGCAGGUCGCGCUGUUUAAACGGAAAACAGCGGGACUCCCAAUGCCUUCCUCCCCGAGCGGUUGCCUGCGAUAGCCGCCAUCUGAAGUAUCCCUUCUUUGCCGACUUGUCCAUGGACCACGUACGGUGCCUCCGAUCAUCGCCCGAUGUGCUGCAACACCGCCGGUGCCUGAUUGGAACGAACAGGUUCCGCACACGCGAAGCGUGUAUGGCGACGUGCAAAAACAGGCCACUGGGCUAAGCAGCGCUUCAUU